Drepanopeziza brunnea f. sp. 'multigermtubi' MB_m1 is the source of this 2073-nucleotide messenger RNA. RefSeq lists its product as uncharacterized. Gene Ontology annotation, molecular function: protein binding. Lineage: Eukaryota; Fungi; Ascomycota; Leotiomycetes; Helotiales; Drepanopezizaceae. Gene Ontology annotation, cellular component: SCF ubiquitin ligase complex. Gene Ontology annotation, biological process: SCF-dependent proteasomal ubiquitin-dependent protein catabolic process. The record is from RefSeq and is a predicted model, not a curated record.
AUGGCGAAUCUCUCUCCCAACAUGAUCCUCGGAUCCGUAUCCGAGUCUUCUGCAGCUUCGCCGGUCGAACCCUUCGAAGCCCUUGCGAUGGAGCAGCCAAAGCUCAAGGGAAGGGCGAAAUUUCUCCGCGGUCUCCAGCGAAUUUCGUCCUCUCCGUCGCUCGCACAAUUUGGGAGGAGGAUGGUUGAAAGCAGUCCAUACACUGGCCGUGAUACAUUGUCGUGUGCGAGUUUGUCAUCUGGCACUCCACGCAACCAUGACAGUCCAUACCCCUCCCGAUCAUCUGGAGCGGGCUUCUCUACAGCCCCGACUACUCCUUGCCAGGGGCUCGGACAGAGCUCAUUUACUUCUAGCACUUCAACAAUGCCUAUAAGUGCUUCGCCGUUGAACCUGAGAUCCCAGUCAAGUCAAGGCGCAACAAAUGUGGUCGUUCCCGAGAUCUUCGAUGACUAUUUUUCGCUACCAGUACCUGCACCGAAGCCCAAAAGACGGGCCAACUUCAACUUUUGGAGAGAUAUGCCGCCCGAACUCAGACUGGCAGUCUUUGCAUUUCUGAGGCCGAAAGAAUUGGUUCGGGUCUCGGUUGUAAGCAAACUGUUCCACGAAACAUGCUUUGAUGGGCAGCUCUGGACUUGUUUCGAUGCCUCCGAAUUCUGCAAGACCAUUUCAGCUGAAUCUCUCGCCAAAAUCAUUGUGACUGCGGGGUCAUUUGUAAAGGAUAUCAAUCUUCGGGGCUGUGUUCAGGUCGAACAUUACAAGCGGGCAGAGGUCGUAGUCAAGGCUUGCCGAAACUUGAUCAGCGCAAAUCUCGAGGGAUGCAAGAAUUUCCAGCGAUCUACGCUUCACAAUCUAGUGAAGAAUAACGAGAGAUUGGCGAGCCUGACUCUUACUGGUUUGCCAGCUGUUACUAAUAGCACAUGCAAGAUCAUUGCUAAAUCAUGCCCGUCGUUAGAGAUGUUCAAUGUUAGUUGGUGUACCCACAUGGAUGCUCGAGGAGUUCAGACUGUCAUCAAUGGAUGUCCGAAGUUAAAGGACCUACGAGCAGGUGAACUCAGAGGCUUUCACAACCUCGAGGUUGCUCAGGAUAUCUUUGACACCAACAACCUGGAAAGGCUUGUCCUCAGCGGCUGCUCAGAUAUUACCGAUGAAGCUUUGCAAAUAAUUCUUCACGGUAAAGAGCCUGACCUAGAUAUCCUCACAGAUAUCCCUAUCGUACCUAUCCGAAAGCUCCGACACCUCGACCUUAGCCGUUGCAGUCGCUUGACAAACGCCGGCAUCAGGACACUCGCCCACCUGGUACCUGCACUUGAAGGUCUCCAGCUCAGCGGUUGCAUGGCACUGACCGACAAUGCCCUCUCCAAUGUGCUGGCCACCAUUCCAAAGCUCACCCACCUCGACCUCGAAGAGCUAUCGGAACUCACUAACAGCUUCCUCUCGGAGCACCUGGCCAAAGCACCAUGCGCACCCAGCCUUGAACACCUGUCAAUCAGCUACUGUGAGAAUAUCGGAGACACGGGCAUGCUCCCUGUCAUCCGCGCCUGCACUAGUCUCCGUCGCGUCGACAUGGACAAUACCAAGAUCAGCGAUCUCGUGCUCGCUGAAGCAGCAAGCAUGGUCUGCGCCCGCUCCUUACGCGCAACCGGCGUCCGAUCUCCUCCCCGCGUCUCUCUGCAGAUGAUCGUGUUCGACUGCAGCAACGUGACCUGGACCGGUGUCCGCGAAGUCAUAUCACGCAACUCGGAAUUCCGCAAACGCAGUGGCUCGCGAAAAGGUACAUAUGCCACCGAGCUCAUCGGCAUAAAAUGUUUUUGCGGGUGGCAGGCAACGGUUGAUGAGCAUAUGCGAAGAGUAUUAGGGGGCGAUAUUCCUGCGGCGAGACGUCUGGAGCACAAGUGGGCGAGUUUCAUGAUGACUAUUGCGGAGCUGGGCACCGAUGGAGGGGACUCGAGGAGGAGGAGAAGGAGGGCGAGGGAGGCGCAGAUGAUGCAUGCUGAUGAGGAAGAAGGCGGUUUUGGCAUGGGCGGGAUUGGACGAAGACGAAGGGCGAGGAGCAAUGGGUGUGCGAUGAUGUGA